Molecule: messenger RNA, 717 nt
Organism: Dentiscutata erythropus
Lineage: Eukaryota; Fungi; Glomeromycota; Glomeromycetes; Diversisporales; Gigasporaceae
Source: the annotation of a GenBank genome assembly
GAAUUGGUUGCUGUUGGUGAACUUCGAGUAGCGAACUUUUCUGAUUCUGAUUUUAAAGAAAUCAAACAUGAAAUAAAUGUUCUCAAGCAGCUACGACAUGAAAAUAUUAUACAAUUCAUCGGUGUAUCUACAAAUACAAGACAUUUAUGUAUUAUUACGGAAUUAUGUGAAAAUGGUGAUAUGUUUGAUUUCAUGAGAGCAUAUCCGAAACCAUUGUUUAGUCAACAGAUAAUGUAUAUGCAUGACAUCGCCCUAGGUGUUACUUACUUACACACACGACGUCCUAGUAUUAUUCAUAGAGAUUUAAAAUCGAUGAAUAUCUUGAUAUCUAGUGAUUUAAAAGCAAAAAUUAACGAUUUUGGCCUUGCCCGUAUCCGACCUAGAAAUGCGAGCAUGCAUACACAAUGUGGUACUCCAAAUUGGCAAGCACCUGAAUUUUGGACAUCUAAACCAAGCUAUACCGAAAAGGUAUAUGCUUGUGGUCUUAUAUUUUGGGAAAUUAUGACAUGGGCUGAACUUGGAUACCCGUAUCAAAAUUUUUCUGAACAUCAAUUGUACGAAGCAGUACGAGAUAGAGGAGUUCGCCCAAGCUUGGAAACUUUAAGAAUAUAUCCAGUCAAAUUAUUAAGUUUGGUUGAGGAUAUGUGGAAUUCUAACCCAAAAAAUAGGCCUAGCAUGGGUGUUGUUGUUGAAAAACUUGCAGAAUUUCUAUCUUAA